Nilaparvata lugens (brown planthopper) is the source of this 855-nucleotide messenger RNA. RefSeq lists its product as uncharacterized. Lineage: Eukaryota; Metazoa; Arthropoda; Insecta; Hemiptera; Delphacidae. Bases 381 to 698 code for a protein of 105 amino acids. The record is from RefSeq and is a predicted model, not a curated record. The transcript is spliced from 2 exons.
AAUAAAAUCACUUUUUUGUUGGCAUUGUACAUUGUGGUUAACAAAAGAGGAGAGACCUGAAUGAAAAUUUAUUGUUUCAGUUCAAGCAGACGUGUUAAGAGAACAAAAGUAGAGAUUCAGUACUCGAUUAAGUUGAUUCAUUGGUAAAGAAGGAACGACGAUUGACGAUUAGCGGCAAACAAAACAGGUUGUUGGUUUUUGUUUCGGUCACUGCGCUGGCCGAAUCAUUGAUGCAGGUCCGUGGUCCAGGGCGUAGUCCUGGCCUCCUCCACCGCUUCCUACUCUUCAGAUGCCAAGGACACUCUUUUUACUUCUUCUUCGACGACUUCUUUUUUGCUUCAUUGAACACAUGAUGGCCAGCGGCCUGAUUCGGCUAUAAAAUGGCUCAUCCCUCGACGAGAGGCAUAAGUCGUUUAUUGCUUCUCGACCAGCACACAACCAACAAACCAACCAGCACCAUGAAGGCCGUCGCAGCUUUUGUCCUCCUUGUAGUGGCCCUGUUCGCCAUUGCUCAGGCCGCUGAACAGAAGGAGACACUGAAGGGCGAAUCCACAGCCUACUACGGAGCUUACCCCUACGCCGCCGCCGCUUACGGAGCAUACCCCUACGCCUACUCUGCAUACCCCUACGCAUCAGCCUAUGGAGCUUACCCCUAUGGAGCCUACCCCUACUCUGCCUACCCCUACUACUACAGAUAAGCAUCUCACUUCGGAUCACAUCAACAAUCGACUGACAAUAUCUCUCAUUACCUUCUGAAGUGGACAUCUCCACAACAACCCCCUACCAGCUACCAUUUCCUGUUUGUUCUGUUUUAUGGUUUAUUGAAUCAAUAAAUCACAAUUAGUUCAAUACAAA